This is a messenger RNA of Cottoperca gobio, 1919 nucleotides long. RefSeq names its product dickkopf WNT signaling pathway inhibitor 3a (gene dkk3a). The coding region runs from base 243 to 1091 and encodes 282 amino acids. Lineage: Eukaryota; Metazoa; Chordata; Actinopteri; Perciformes; Bovichtidae. Gene Ontology annotation, cellular component: extracellular region. The transcript is spliced from 8 exons. Gene Ontology annotation, molecular function: co-receptor binding; receptor antagonist activity. Gene Ontology annotation, biological process: negative regulation of canonical Wnt signaling pathway; multicellular organism development. The record is from RefSeq and is a predicted model, not a curated record.
GAGGAUCCAGACUUCCUCAUGCCAAAGACAUAGUUCACUACUUAUUUGACCACCCGCAGUCAGCGCGCGCCACAGGAAUAAAUGACUACUUUACACAACAGGAGAUGUUAUGGAUGAGGAGAUGACCCCUCAGUGACGGAGACGUAUCAGCUGUGCCCUCGCUGUCUGUGUUGUUCAGCAUCACCGCCACACCCUCCUCAGAGUGCAGCAGCAGCAGCAGCAGCAGCAGCAGGAGCAGCAUCAUGAUGCGAGUCGCCCUGCUAGUUUUGGCUCUCACGACAGUCUGCAAUGGCAUCCUCCCUGAGAUAGUGGACUCGGGCAUCAGUCACAACCUGCAGGAUUAUUCCGCCCAGGGACAAACGGAGCUGGACAGCAUGUUUGUGGAAGUGGAGCAACUGCCGGAGGAUCUGCAGCAAAAGCCUGAGGAUGCGUUUCACCAAAGGGACAACGAGAGUGUCAGUGUCAGCCCUCUUCCCAAUAACCUUCCUCCAAGUCAUCACAAUGAAACUGCUUCUAAUAACGUAUCUGUCCACACCUCAAUAGAACAGGAGACAAACAACAUUACCACAGAUGUCCAGUACAGUGACCUGGGGAACAAUAUUGAUCAUGGAUGCAUCACUGAUGCGGCCUGUGGGAAAGAAAGGUAUUGCCUUUAUGACUCGCACAACUCCAAGUGUCUGCCUUGUAAAGCAAUUGAUAUGUCCUGCACUAAGGAUAAGGAGUGCUGUGGUGAGCAGUUGUGUGUUUGGGGUCAGUGCAGUGUAAAUGCAACAAAAGGAGAGGCUGGCAGCACUUGUCAAUACCAGACUGACUGCAGCACAGACCUCUGCUGUCUUUUCCAUAAAGCACUGCUCUUCCCUGUCUGCUCGACCAAACCCAUUGAGCGUGAGCGCUGCUUUGGUGCCUCCAACCACCUGUUGGAGCUGUUGUCCUGGGACACUCAGGACGAGGGACCCAAGAAACAUUGCCCCUGUGCAGGAGAUCUCCACUGCCAGCACCUGGGGCGAGGGUCCAUGUGUCUUAAAGGUGAGGACUCGAGUGAAGAGGACCUGACAGACACGCUAUACUCAGAGAUAGACUAUAUAAUCUGACAAGCUUGAUUUGAUUCACAUUGACGGGGGUCUUCACUGACUCAAAAGCUUUGUUGCAAAGAGCCAUAGCACUUUCUGUUUUGCCAGCUUAAUCCAAAGUGGUAAAGAUACACAGCAUGGAAAAUGAAUGAGAAUAUUUUAAUUUUUAUUUGCUGUAAUUGAGACCUGAGGAAAAGCUUUUUAUCACUUUAUGUAGAUAUAAAAGUCACUAAACAAAAAACAGGAAACACUAUAAUUGCAAAGUCCUGUGUUGAUACUAAAUGACUAUUUGCUGCAUCUUUAUAACUCUAACCCUUAUCUAAUCCUUAUCCCAGCCAUACAAAGGACUGUAACACACUGAUUACUCUACACACUGAAUAUCUGUUGACUACUCACCUCACUGUUUUAACUCGCAUACAUCAGCUGAUACCACGUUGAGUAGCAGCACUGCAUCAUCCUGAUAAAGUGAGACCGAAAUAGAACAAAGUUCCCACCCAGUGAGCAGUCCCACUGCAUUUACUAUGCACCAGGAAGAAAUGCGUCUCGUACUGCAUAAUCAAUAAAACAGUAACACAGAUGCAGGCAAUAAUACAUUAUAUUUGGGCUUCCAAGACUCCCCUUAACAUUACACCUAAAGUAUAUUCAUCUUCAGGAAACAGGACCAUGAGAUGACAGUAGACUCUGGGAAAGAUUUACAUUUAAACAGCUGCUACCUGUGACUACAGUUGGUCAUAUUGCCAUCUGUGAAGCUGAUCAUACAUGUCUGAUAAAACCUCAACGUUUGUUGGAGUAUAUUGUAUUCUAGCUGCUUCUAUAUGUCAGUUGUUUGUUCUUCUUCCCGUUCCCUUG